AUGGCUAGCGGAAAACCAACUGUAGGCUACACAUUAUUUAAAUAUCGAUCAGAGUUGGCGAUGAAAAAAGCACGUCCUAUGAGAUUAUACCGAACUAAAAUUGACUUGACCGAAGAGCUCAUAUCCAGAACGUUUAAAAAUGUGAAAGAAUGCAGUAUGGAGGAUCUAAAUGCAAUGAGUCGAGAGAUGUUAUUUAAGCAGAAGUUAUUAAAACAUAUUCGAACAGCAGCUAAAAAUGCAAAGAAGACAGUGAAGGAUGUGAAGAACAAAAUGGAAGAAACAGAAUAG
Molecule: messenger RNA, 288 nt
Organism: Teleopsis dalmanni
Lineage: Eukaryota; Metazoa; Arthropoda; Insecta; Diptera; Diopsidae
Exons: 1
Coding region: 1-288 (95 amino acids)
Source: RefSeq, a predicted model, not a curated record